AUGGGGGGUGGAAGUCAACAAGAACAUGAUGCUGUUCCUGCAAGAGUCCUCAACCCACCCAACGUCCUAUAUGGUCAAGGUAAGAGCUUGCGAGCAAAUUUCGGAGGUUGGAAUUUGAAGGCUGUUCAAUUCUCGAGACCUGGCAAACCCCUUAAAUCCUGGUCCGUUGUUUCCUUUGACGAUAGAUGCAACGUCCAAGAUAUGCGUAAGUUUACAAGCCCCUUCACAUCGGUUCUGAGUCAAUACGGCUGCAAGGUCGAGAAUAGACAGCCUGACUGCUUCACUUGGGAUCCGCAUGGUAAAACCUUCCUCGGCGGAAUCAAGGGCGGUCUCCAAGAGGCGGCUAGGAAAGCUUAUAUGAAAUCAAAGCUGAACCCUCAAUUGAUCGUUGUCAUUAUGCCGAAAAAAGAUGCUCCCAUGUAUAAGGCAAUCAAAGCCAAUGCUGCGGAAGGGCUCUUGAAACCUGUAGUAACCCAAUGCUUACAAUCUGCGAAGAUCAAGAGUGAUAGAGGAAUCGAUCAAUACUGUGGUAACGUCGCCAUGAAACUUCACGCCAAGCUCGGUGGUAUAACUCACGUUGUUAAUCAUGGAAUUGAGAAGAAUACGAUGAUGGUUGGAGCAGAUGUUACUCACCCUCCUCCCAAAGAUGGUCUUCUUUCUCCUUCAAUCGCUGUCAGCAUCUCAGCUAUCAACGGUGAAAAUAACAAAUUUACGCCUGCGAUCAGACAACAAGAAGGGAGGGUAGAGACCAUACAAGAUCUCGAGAACAUGAUGUACGAUCACAUCGUUACCUUCGAGAAGAACACAAAAGCCAAGCCAGAGAAGAUCUUGUUUUUCAGAGAUGGUGUAUCCGAAGGGCAGUACGCUCAUUGUGUCCAGUACGAAGUAGAAGCAAUCAAAAGAGCUGCUAGACGAUUUGGGAAGUAUAUGCCAAAGGUCACUUUUGUCAUCUGUGCGAAGAGACAUGCCAUGCGAUUCUUCGCUGCAAAAGACGAAGACAGAGACAGAACUGGAAAUCUUCCUCCUGGUACCAUCGUUGAUAAACAAGUGACUUCUCCUAUGGUGCAUGAUUUCUAUUUACAAGCUCAUGCCGGUCUUCAAGGAACCGCUAGGCCUACCCACUAUGUCGUUGUCGCCGACGAGAACAAGUACACUGCUGACAAGUUACAAAAGCUUGUGAACGACUUGUGCUAUACUUUCGCUCGAGCUACGCGAUCUGUCUCUCUCGUUCCGGUUGCUUAUUAUGCAGACAUAGUCGCUGAAAAAGUCCGAGACUGGGUAUACAAUGAAGACACUACAACCGAAGCUGCUUCCACAGCUCCCUCAUCUGGCUCAGGAGGAAAGAGGGAAACGAUGACUUUUGACCCUCUCAAAAUUAAAAAACGAAUUGAAGCUGAUGUGGAAUUCAACAAUGUCGGUUGGUAUAUGUAA
Messenger RNA from Kwoniella botswanensis, 1431 nucleotides. RefSeq lists its product as uncharacterized. The transcript has 23 exons. Gene Ontology annotation, molecular function: RNA endonuclease activity; single-stranded RNA binding. Gene Ontology annotation, biological process: regulatory ncRNA-mediated post-transcriptional gene silencing. Bases 1 to 1431 code for a protein of 476 amino acids. The record is from RefSeq and is a predicted model, not a curated record. Lineage: Eukaryota; Fungi; Basidiomycota; Tremellomycetes; Tremellales; Cryptococcaceae.